CAAACCUGUUAUAAAUCUUUAAAUAUCACGCACUUUAAAUGUGUCGGAAUGGGAAAUUUUGUAUUUGAUUUUUUAAAUGUCCCUUUCUCAAUAGCAACACUGCGCGAUGAAAACAAACACGAAAUUUGAUACCAAAAAUAGGCAAUAAUAAAAUAUAACUAAACGCAAGACGAUAAACUGAAGCAAACAGAAAACAAAUAAUGUAAAAUAAAGGAAUCUCCUGCAUUUUCACAGCAUCUUAACUCUAAUUGGAAAACUAUAAAUUUCAAUUAUUUUACUAGAAUUGACUUAGAAAGAAAUGUUUAUAUAGUGAAUUUGUAUGUACAUAUAUUAUUUAUGAAUGGAAAAUUGUGAUUUUUAGACAGGUUGAAGAAAACGCAUAAGUUCAUGUAUUUCUUAAAUCGAAUGCAUCAAAAGCGAAAAAUUACCAAUAAGAAUUUGAAUUUUUCACCGACUUUUGUUAUCAUUAUAAAGUGAAGGUUUACAAAUUUACUAUCAGAGUUAAAUUUGUGUCUUUAUAAACACUAUUACGUGCUGAAGACUAUUUAAUAUAAAAUGUCACACUAAAAGCGAAAACUUUCGUUGUAAACAAAGCUAAAUUGCAUACACGAAAAAUCUCCAAUGGGAGCCCCAAACACUAAGUAAUAAAAAAGAAACUAUUACCAUUAACUCGCCGAUUUUGUGUUACUUAUAUAAAUUUCUCAGCUCUCAGCGAAUUGUUGUUCCAACGCGCUCUCCUAUAAUGCCCCCUUUGCGCCAAAAAGUGGUGUUUUGCGUUCUCUGACAUUUGGAGCUGUCAUAUUGACAGUCGUGUGCGGUAGGUGAUUGCUUGUGCAUUUGUGAAACGCUUCUUGCCAUCAUCAUUUUCAAAGUUAUUUUGUGCUAUCUAUUGUGUAUUGUGGCUUAAAAAUGUUGCUGGCAUACAAAUUAUAAAUUAUUUUAACACAAUUGCGUUUUUUACGAAGUUUUUAAACGAAAAGGCACAUCAACUACCUAUUUGAUGCUCACUACAAUGCCACUUGAAAAGCAAUAAAAUUGAAAGAAAAAAAAAAUGAUGUUUUAGUGGGAGGUAACUUGAACAAAGCACACAUAGAUACAAAGUGAAAGUGUUUAUUUUUGCGUGUACAAAAUAUCUGUGAAUUUAAAAGAAUUGCAACUAAUGUGUAACUAAGAACAAAGCUUUUAUUUUUGUGCAAAACCACCGUCCAGUGAAUAUUUAGUCUUCCUGCCUUCUUAUUUUGUUAUAAUCUGUGAAUUGUGCAAAAAAAUUGCAGUUACUGCUGACCCCUCCCUCUUAACGGUACUUAAUUUUUCGACCAUUAGCCCCAUAUAGUGUCGAGUGCUUUCGCAGAAAUUAAAUAAAAUAAAUCGUUUGCGAAUUUUAUAGAAAUUAAAACCGCAAACUUUCGAAGGGAGAGGAUACUCAAAAAUUUAAUCAAAAUGUAUCGCAUUGGACCGAUUAGUCGUAAAUCGAAUUUUCAUUUGCGUGAAAAAUGCCUUAUUGCUUUGGUGUUAGCUACGCUAUGCCUACUCUGUUUCGGUGGUAUAUUCCUCCUUCCCGAUAAUUUUGGCGGUGAACGCGUUCUACGUGUUUAUAAGCAAUUCCAAAAAGCCGGUCCUGAAAUGUUCAUACCGGCACCACCACUCGCUGCACACGCACCAAAAGACGCAGAUCCACAUUUUAUGGGCGACCGUCAGAAAUUACAAGCUAAAAUCAAAGAAGAAUUAGGUGAAAUAUUAGAUAAGCCAGAACUGCAGCAGCAGCAGCAACAACACCAACAAGACGCUGGUUAUGAUGGCGAGGAAAUGGGCGUAGGCGAUGAUGGACAACAGCAACAACAAGGUGCCGCACCACCUUUAAAUGGGGAAGGACCACCUGAAAGUGUAGCUACCGCCGGAAAAGGACAAAACGGCAACAAUGAAGACGCGGCAGCACGCAUGGAUAACAACAAUUUACCAGUGGGAAAAAUUGCUAGUUUGACAAUCAGCCCCAGCGCAAACGCCGAUCCGGAUUCAAAAGUGGAAGAGAAGCGUCAGAAAGUUAAAGAGGUAAGUCUUCAAUACAAAACAAUGUGCUGUUAUCUUUCAAGUAUCUAUUACGAUGAUAAGUUCUAUAAAUCAUUGUAAUAAGAAAAGGUAAAUAUUUCAAUGUACUUGUUAUAUAAAGU
Bactrocera dorsalis (oriental fruit fly) is the source of this 2168-nucleotide messenger RNA. RefSeq names its product mannosyl-oligosaccharide alpha-1,2-mannosidase IA-like. The record is from RefSeq and is a predicted model, not a curated record. The transcript is spliced from 2 exons. NCBI's taxonomy places the organism in Eukaryota, Metazoa, Arthropoda, Insecta, Diptera, Tephritidae. Bases 1441 to 2127 code for a protein of 228 amino acids.